AUGACCGUCGACUCGGUGAGCUUCAUUUCGCUCGUCACGACGGAUCCCACGCUUUUCAAAAAAACCGCCACCUUCUACCAUGCCUUGGGCCUUCGCUUGGUGAAAAACUACAAUAAGGUCUCCAGCUCAGUUGCUUCUACUAUAGUGCACGGCAUCUCUGGCGAUUCAUCUAAGGAGAUCUGGUUGGAGGCGCUUCCUUUGCAGAACUUGGACCUGGACGGCAAUGUGGUGCCGUGGCAGGAGAUGCCGUUCUACGAGGGCGACCACACGGCUCAGUUGUGUAAGGGCACCGUGGUGAAGAUUAGACUUUCGUCUUUGGAGAUUGCCCAGCUGAACCCACAGACCAUUGAGUUGUUUACGACGGAUAUGGAGAAGCUCAAGGAGCUUUUGGGGAAAGCGGGUGCUUCGUUUAAGGAGAAUGGCGCUGCAAUUGCUGUUUUAGAUCCAUUGGGCAACACUUUACACUUUUCCAAUAAGGAGCUGUAUCUCAGUGAACGCAAGUUUACCAGUCAAAAGGAGUACUUGGAUUAUAAGACCAAGGAGCUUACGGAUGCGUUGAACCAGCAUAAACAGACAGAGGAUAUUCUGGACUUGCCUGCUUCUCAGAAAGCCAAGAAGAAGAAGAUUGCCGUGAUGACUUCGGGCGGUGACGCUCAGGGCAUGAACUCUGCGGUUCGUGCUGUCAUCCGUUCGGGUAUUUACUAUGGCUGUGACAUGUUUGCUGUCUAUGAAGGUUACGAGGGUUUGGUCCAGGGUGGAUCUCUCUUGAAGCAGAUGGGCUGGGAAGAUGUCAGAGGGUACCUUGCCUUGGGCGGUACUAUGAUUGGUACUGCCAGAUGUGCUAAAUUCAGAGAAAGAGCCGGCCGUUUGGAUGGUGCGUUCAACAUGGUUAAGAACGGUAUUGAUGCACUUAUCGUUUGCGGUGGUGAUGGUUCUUUGACUGGUGCUGACUUGUUCCGUGCCGAAUGGCCUUCUUUGGUUAAGGAGCUUGUGGAAACUGGUCGUCUUACAGAAGAAGAAGUUAAACCAUACCAGAACUUGACCAUUGUGGGUCUUGUGGGUUCCAUUGAUAACGAUAUGUCUGGCACUGAUGCCACCAUUGGUGCAUACUCUUCUUUGGAGAGAAUUACCGAAAUGGUUGAUUAUAUCGAUGCCACCGCUGCUUCUCACUCUCGUGCUUUCGUCGUUGAAGUCAUGGGCCGUCAUUGUGGUUGGUUGGCUUUGAUGUCUGGUCUUUCCACAGGCGCAGACUUCAUCUUCCUUCCAGAGAGACCUCCUAAGCAUGGCAAAUGGCAAGAAGAGCUCAAGAACGUCUGUUCUCGUCACAGAGACUUGGGUAAAAGAAAUACCACUGUUAUCGUCGCCGAAGGAGCAAUUGACGACGAGCUUCAACCAAUCACCUCAGAAGAAGUCAAGAAGGUGCUUGUUGAAUUGGGCCUCGACACCAGAAUCACCAUCUUGGGCCAUGUGCAGAGAGGUGGCUCAGCCGUUGCCUACGAUAGAAUGUUGGCAACCUUGCAAGGUGUCGAAGCCUUGAGAGCAGUGUUGGAAACCACUCCAGACACGCCUUCUCCUGUGAUCGGCAUUGUGGAAAAUCAGCUAGUGCGUCAGCCAUUGGUGGAGUCUGUCAAGAAUACGAAAAUGGUGGCUGAAGCCAUUGAGGCUAAGGAUUUCGAUAAGGCUAUGGGCUUGAGAGACUCUACCUUUUCUUCGAUCUACAGGAACUACUUGGUUACCACUGUCAACGCUGCUGGCGAGAACUAUGUUCCUGAAAGAGAGAGAUUGAACAUUGGUAUCGUGCAUGUUGGUGCUUCUUCUUCUGCUCUUAACGCUGCCACGAGAGCUGCCACCUUGUACUGUUUGUCCAAGGGCCACAAAUUGUACGCCAUCCAGAAUGGUUUCUCAGGCUUGAUCCACUCAGGAAACUUCAAAGAAUUGACCUGGUUGGACGUCUGUGGCUGGCACAACAAGGGUGGUUCCGAAAUCGGUACCAACAGAUCAUUGCCUAGCGAAAACUACGGUAACGUGGCCUAUUACCUCCAAAGACAUCAAUUGAACGGAUUGCUUAUUGUCGGAGGUUUUGAGGCAUUCACAGCAUUGCAUGAAUUGGAGAACAACAAGCACAAAUACCCUAUCUUCAAUAUUCCAAAGGUGGUUAUUCCUGCCACUGUUUCCAAUAACGUCCCCGGCACGGAAUACUCUUUGGGUUCCGACACUUGUUUGAAUCAACUUGUGAACUACUGCGAUGCCGUCAAGCAGUCUGCGUCUGCAACCAGAAGAAGAGUCUUUGUUUGUGAAGUGCAAGGUGGUAACACGGGAUAUGUUGCAUGUUAUGCGGGUUUGGUCACAGGUGCCAUGGCCGUUUACACUCCAGAAAGCAAAGUUACGUUAAAGACAAUCAGAGAGGAUUUCGAUUUGCUAUCACAGGUGUUUGAAGACGACAGAGGCGAAGACAGAAACGGUAAGCUUCUCAUAAGAAACGAACACGCUUCAGAAGUCUACACCACGGACCUUUUGGCAGACAUGUUCAAGGAGGCAGCCAACGGUAGAUUCGAAACAAGAACGGCAGUGCCCGGACACGUGCAGCAAGGGUUCAUGCCGUCAUCAAUGGACCGAGUUUACGCUGUGCGUUUUGCUGUCAAGUCGAUCGAAUACAUUGAGGAGUGGAGCAAGAGAGUGUUUUCGGCGGCAGACCACACCCUGCAUCACAGUGUGAACAACAUCAAGAUGAUUGAUCUUUUGGACAAGGAACAAGAGCUGUCGGUUGUGAUUGGCGUGCAAGGCGCCAAGGUUGUUUUCUCAGACAUUAACGAUCUUUACAACACCGACACCGACGUUGCUUUAAGAAAAGGACGCACCAUCCACUGGAGCCGGCUCGAGGAAGUGAGCAACUUGUUGAGCGGGCGUUUGAUGCUUAGAGAGGGCAAGCCAACACGGUAG
This is a messenger RNA of Candidozyma haemuli, 2940 nucleotides long. RefSeq names its product 6-phosphofructokinase subunit alpha (gene PFK1). The transcript has a single exon. Gene Ontology annotation, cellular component: cytoplasm; mitochondrion; 6-phosphofructokinase complex. Lineage: Eukaryota; Fungi; Ascomycota; Pichiomycetes; Serinales; Metschnikowiaceae. The coding region runs from base 1 to 2940 and encodes 979 amino acids. Gene Ontology annotation, biological process: canonical glycolysis; fructose 1,6-bisphosphate metabolic process; fructose 6-phosphate metabolic process. Gene Ontology annotation, molecular function: monosaccharide binding; ATP binding; AMP binding. The record is from RefSeq and is a predicted model, not a curated record.